Molecule: messenger RNA, 7029 nt
Organism: Naegleria gruberi
Lineage: Eukaryota; Heterolobosea; Eutetramitea; Acrasida; Naegleriidae
Exons: 1
Coding region: 1-7029 (2342 amino acids)
Molecular function (GO): guanyl-nucleotide exchange factor activity; protein binding
Source: RefSeq, a predicted model, not a curated record
AUGGCAGCUCUUGGACUCAUCUAUUUUGUAUGUACACUCUUUAUUGGAGUGGCUGCUUUUGUUUGGAGAAAAUUCUUUUCUUCGAAUGCUAAUAAUACGACAACAACGACUACAACUUCUUCAUCAUCGACAUCGACAUUGGGUGAUGAGUUGGUUCAGAAAGAUGUUUCUUCUAAAGUUUCACCUAGAGUAUUGGAAACUGGAAGAAAGGAAGAGGAAAUAUUGGAUGAAACAUUGAAAUCUGUAUUGGAGGAAUCUGGUAUAUUUAUUGAAACUAAUGAUGUGAAGGAGGAACCAAUUAGUGUGGAAGAAUCAUCAGACGAAACCUUGUCGGAAGUAAAGACAGACGAAAUUCAAGAAGAAUUGGAAGAAGUUUCUACACCACAACAAGAAGAAGAAUAUCAAGAAACAUUUACUGAAGAAAAACAAAUUUCCAUACCAGAAGAGUUAUCGGAAACUUGUCAAGAGGAAAUUCUGUCCCAAACCAAAGAUAUUACCGACAUGAAAGAGGAAGAACAUUUGACUGAUAUCACAGAAAGUCAGCAAAAGGACAUCACAGAAGAAGAAAUAGUGGAAGAUUCUACUACAGCAGUGGAGGACAAUGCUAAGGAGAGCAUUGUUGUUCCAACAAUUGUUACAGAAGUAAAAGAGGAGAAAUCAGAACCUAGUGAAUUGUACAUAACUUGCCUGAUUGUAUUGCAGGCAAUUAUUCGAGGAUACUUACAAAGACAUUCAAUGGGACAAGUGAAAGAAACUCUCUCAAUGAUAACACAAGGACUGUUAAACUCUUUCAAUAUCAGAAGUGAACUUGAAGAAGAAAAGAACAGUUUGACAACAAUGCAAUCAAUUGUGAGAAAUUCCAACUCUGUUAGGAAAUUUAUGGAUGAAAAACAAAAAGUACAACUCAUUCAAGCUUUUAUUCAAUCCAAGUUGGAAUUUGUGAAAUCUUCGGAACAAAAAGACAAGGUAAUAGAAUUGCAAUCCAUACUCAAAUCAAAGCUCUUAAUGAAGAAUCUAAAGAGUUUAUUAGAAAGUGUAUCUACAUUACAGAGCUUUUUGCAUUCUAAAAUAGUAGAGGAGAAUUAUGUGAGUACUGUAUCAACAAUCCAAUCUCUGCAAGCAAGAGUUCGAUCAAACUAUGAAUCCAAACAAGUGGAAGAAGGUUUAAAGAGCUUGGAGAUUUUGCAAUCCAGAUGCUUGAAAUCUAUAGUAGAAAAGGAUUUAAGGAAUCAAUUAGAAAAAAUCACCAUCCUACAAUCAAAGGCACGCACAUUUAUUAUUGGUAAAAAGUUAAGAAAUGAAAUUGAGAAUUGUAAAUUAAUUCAAAGUGCUUGCACAGCAUACUUGAAGCAAAAACAAAUUCUCCAUUUAGAAAACUUAUCAUCAAUGAUUCAUUCAUUUGCUGCUAGUAAGCAAGAUAGACUCAACUAUAGAAAUAAUGUGGAUAAUGUCAAAACUUUGGAAUCCGUUAUGAGAGGAUACUCCCAAAGAAACAGUAUGACAAAUGUAUUGCACGCCAUUACAGACCUGCAAUCUCAUUUAAUUGGACAAAAUUCAAGAAAGUCGUUGCAUAAGAGUAUUGACAGAGCCAACACACUAUUGGCUCUUUCUAAGGCAAAAUGCUACAAGAAAUCAUUAAUGGUUGACAAGUCACGACUCGUAAUAUUACAAGCACUUGCUAGAUCGAGCAUUACCAAUAGAAAACUGAAUGCCAAACAAGCAAGCGAAGAGGACUUGGCAUUAUUAGUCCAAUCUCUACAUAAUGGUUCAAAGUUGAGAUCAGAACAUUCCGAGAAAGUGAGGAGUGUAAACCUCAUUAAUAGUUUACUCUCAGCAACUAAAUCAAGAAAUACUUUCAACAAAGAAAAGCUCUCAAUUCAAACCAUUCAAGCAGCUCUCAACAGCCACAAAGUCCAACAUUUACACUCGAACGACAUGUCCAACAUUGGCCUUAUUCAAUCUGUGAUAAUUGCAAAAAAGGCAAAUGAUGUCAAAACUACAGCAACCAACAAUAUAAUUCUCCUACAAUCAUUAAUAAGAGGAAGGCAAAUUCAAAAAGAAAAGUCUCACAACCUUGAUCAUGCACAUGUUUUGACAGCUUUCAGCAAAGGAAGAUUGAUGUUACACCUUUUCGAGUCACAAGUAGCUACCACCACCAAAAUCCAAAGUUUUACUAGACAAUACACAUCCCGAAAACAAAUGAUGAAAGAGAUUGAUAAUGUUUGUCUCUUGGAAUCUUUGUGCACUGGGUUUGUGGAAAGAAGAAAUCUUUCAACAGAAAUUUCUAAUAUUUUGCAAUGUCAAAGUUUGAUUAGAGGAUUUAUGACAAGAAAAGUCAGAGUUUCGGAUGAUCAAAUUGAUCAAUUAGAGAAGAAAACACAUUUCGUCUCCAUGAUACAAUCAUCUAUGGAUGGUAGAAAUAUUCGAAAGAUUAGAGAACAAGCAGCUGCUCAUGUGAAACUUUUCCAAGCUGUUUCUAGGGCCUUUUUAACACUAGACAGCUAUCAACAACAACAAAUCAUCUCCUUGCACUUGCAAUCUAUUUGUAGGAGUGUUAUGGAAAGGAAAGCACUUUCAACUGACUUGAAUAAUCUUCUUGGGUUGCAAGCUCUGUGCAGGAGUAGAUUAAUUACUAACAGGUCCAAAGUUGACAAAAAUAGAGUUCAAAUAGUGCAAUCAAAUAUUAGAAGAUAUUUGGCACACAAACACUUGGAUCAAGAAAAAUUGAGAGUAGCCAAUUUACAAAGUUUGAUUCGUGGAUUUGCUAACAAACAAUUUGUCAAGGAUCAAAUUGCUAGAGUGACAGUUAUGCAAUCCAUGACUAGGGCAUACUCUUACAGAAAACAAAUGAAAAAUUCACAAUCUAGAAUCAAUAUAUUACAAGCUAAGAUAAGAGGAUAUUUAGAAAAAACAAGAAUUGAAGGACAAAACUCUCUUUCUAACAAUCUAGGAUCUGUCAUGAAAGGAUUUGCCCAAAGAGUCAAGCUAUUCAAGGCAAUAACCAGCACUAUACCAACUAUUCAAUCCUCUGUAAGACAAUUUGCAUUGCGUAAAGGAAUUAGUGAAUCAUUGGGUGCUAUCAUAAAUAUUCAAUCACUGUGCAGAAAACACUUGCAAAGUGAAAGCAAGCCCCUCUCUUUGAAUAGAAUAUUAUCCCUUCAAGCACUAAUUAGAACAUACUCUAAGGGAAAACACACAAAUCAACAGUUGGGCAAGAUUCCAUAUAUUCAAGCUCUUUUCAGAGGAAAGCAGGCAAGAAAAACCAUUGUCAAAUCCUCAGAUGUUUCACCUAUUCAAGCAGUUGCUAGAUCACUCAAACAGAGACGUGUUAUGGAACAAUCCGAACAAGGUAUUACCAAAAUUAGUGCAGCUCUUCUUGGUUAUUCCAAGAGAAGAGAACUAUUCCAAAGUAUGAAGAACAUAACUCACUGUCAAACUAUUCUUAAAACAGUGCUUUCAUCCAAUGAUUUGAGAAGCCAAACGAAACAGUCUCUUGAUUUGAUAUCUAAUUUGCAACAAAAGCUUAAAACUAGAUUGGAAUUGGAACGUUUUGAAAAGAAAAAGAAAAGUAGCCUACUUUUACAAUCUUUGGCUAGAGGCUGCACUAUACGAAAGUUUAUUAGAAACUCUGUCAAACCUUCAGUUGAACUUAUUGAUUCACUCUGUAUUGGUCACAUAGAAAGAGAAAACCACAGAGACAAAGUUGAAAAAGCAACAUUAUUACAAAGCAUCAGCAGAAGAGCCCAAGCAUGCAACCAAAUUUCUGAACAAAGACAAAAGUUAUUACUUCUUCAAGCAGCUUUCAAAUCAUGGAAAACUCGAGAUACUUUCAAGAAGGAACUAGAGGAUAAAAUUAUUCACGAGCUUGAAGAUAAAAUUAAGAGAGUUGUUGUCAUUCAAGGCUUUGUAAGAGGUUACCUCUUCAGAAGAGAUAACUUACUCUACACAAAGAGGAGACAGGAAUCCCCAACUCAACAAAUUAGUGAACUACCUUCCACUGCUGAAAUUUUACGUCAACUCUAUCAAAAUGAUGAGUUUGGAGACAAUGAAGAUAGUGAGGAAGAAGUACAACUGGAAUAUCCAGAAGAAGCUGAUGACAUUCCAGAGCCAGUUAUAAUUGAGGAGCCACAUGUUGAAGUAACUGUUAAUAGUUUCCUGGAUACUCCAUCUUCUCCUGAGGAGCUACCAAGUAUUAUUCCAAUUCCUCUUCACAGAAGGACUUCCAAUGCACCACUUCCUGCUAUCAAUAUUACAGCAUCCACCCCAACACCAACAACAACCGUAACUCCUUCUGUAUUCUCUAAAGAACCAGUUGGUAUUACCUCCUCAACUAAAAAUACUCGUCUUCCAAGUCAAAAACCUCCAACCAGAAGACAACUCAUUCAAAAUAUUAUUGAGGAAUGUAAAAGAACAAAGAAUCCAGUCUUGAAUCUGUCUGGUUAUGAUUUGGAAACUUUACCAUACUCUGCCAUUGAUUGCAAACAUGUCACAGAACUCAUUUUGUCUCAAAAUAAUCUUGUCACUUUACCUUCAUGGUUUGUUGAUACAUUUAGUGAUUUGAAAGUGUUAGACUUGAGUGGAAAUCAACUUUAUGAGCUUCCAAUUGAUUUGGCAAGGCUUUCAUUGACAAGUAUUAAUUUGAGUAAUAACAAGUUGGAAUUUUUACCUCAAGCAUUGAACGAAAUGAACACAUUGACCAAGAUUGAUAUUAGCGAAAACGUGCUUCUCAGUUUACCAAGUACUAUUAGUCAUUUGGUUAAUGUUGAAGAGUUGGAUAUUUCCAACAAUUACCUAAUGACAUUGCCUGAUGAUAUCAAAAAAUUGAAAAAGCUCAAGAACUUCCAAUAUUAUAAUAAUGAAUAUCUUCAAUCUGAAAUUUCUAAAAUUGCAGAGGUCAUUAGCGCAGUAUCUGGAGAAAAAGCAAAGACCAUUAUUCAAAAAUUGAGAAAUGAAGACAGCAUGGGAUAUAAGGAAAUUGGCUUAUCCAACAAACAUAAGGAAAACAACUUAUUCUUGGAUCCUUAUGAUCUGACAGAUAUGUCAGAGGCAACUGAAAUGUAUAAUGGUGAAGAUGGUGAAUCAGAUUAUAGUAUGACAGAUGAUGUUGUACUGUCUCCAAGAUUAAUGAGAAAUAAUUCCUCUGCCACUAUGGUAGAAACAGACACCACUUCAACUCCAAUGACACCAAUAUCUGGAAGAAAUAAUGACUAUCUGGAUACACCUCCUACUCAUACACUUUCUGUAACAACAGAAGAAUAUGGAACACCAUGUAUCACCCCACCAGCAAUUUCAGAUUCAGAUUCUGAAUCUGAUGUCACCCCACCAAAAUACAAUCCACCUGUCACUAUUCCUCAAAUCAAAUUAGAAGUUAUUGAAAAUUUGGAUUCACCUUCAUCAUCUCCUGCUGAACAUUCUCCAAUUUCUAUGCAUCCUCCAAAAGUAAUCAUGACUGAAGAGGAUAAGAAGGUCAACUUUGGACAACUCAACAAGGAAGGAAAUGAAAAAUCCUUGACAGAUGUUGUUCACAUGGAGCAUCCACUAUUUGCUACUCCAAAGAUUAGACCAGUUAGUGCCUCCUACAAGAAGGUAGCACUUGAAGAGUCUGAAGAAGAAAGAAAAGAAAGAGAAGCAAAAGAAAACAAAAAAUCAAAGGAAAGAAUUAACAUGGUUCUUGAAAUUCUUGAAAGUGAAAGAAAAUAUGUCAAAUAUCUGGAUGUUUUGUGGGAUUUAUUCUAUGAACCAAUUGUAAAUAACUACUUCCCAGCUGAUAAAAAUAAGAAUCCAGAAGAAAGUGAACGAUUGGUACCUAAAAUGAUUGCCAAGAAUUUCUUCCCUAAUGACUUGCUUACCAUCAAGACUUUCAACAAGAACUUCCUUGUCAAACUUGAAGACAGAUUUAAGAUUUACAAAGGUGAUCCAACAAAGAUUUAUGACAUGUUGAUUGGAGACUUGUUUGAAAAGAUUGCUCCAUUCUUUAAAAUUUACACUUCCUAUCUGAGUUCAUACGAAUCUACAAUGAAUAAGAUUAGAGAAUACAGAGCUGAAGACAAGAUUUUUGACAAGUGGCUUGACAAGAGGAAAACCCAUCCAAGAUGUGCAGGUUUGGAAAUUGGUAGCUUUUUAAUUAUGCCAGUCCAAAGAAUUCCAAGAUACAAGUUGCUAUUGGAAAAUUUGUGCAAGAAUACACCCCCAGAUCAUGCCGAUUACUCCAACUUGAUAUCAGCCAUUGAGAAAAUUACAGAAUCUGCCACUACUCAAAAUGCUAAAAUUAAGGAAACCAACAAUCGUAUCAAAGUUUAUCAAUUAUCCAGACUAAUGAAAUUGAGUGAUUUAGUCCAACCACACAGAAGAUUGAUCAGAGAGGGUGAAAUUGUUUUUGGAGAUCAACCAAAGAUUGAAUAUAAGGCCUAUCUCUUCAAUGACAUUUUCGUAUUCAGAGAAAAGAAGAGACAAAAGACCAAAGUUGCCAAAUCAGUGAAAGCUUACUCACUUCUCGAUGCAUUCAUUAGUGGAGGUGGUCAGAAUAGACUCUCCAUGAUUCUACUCAACGCAGAAAAGAACAAGACAGUAGAAAAGGAAAUCCUAUUCCCUUCACAUGAGGUUAAAAUGGAGUGGGUAUUGGAAAUUGAGAAGGCACUCGAAGAGGUCAGAGAAAAACGUGAACUCAUCUCGAAAGGAACAAAGGCCAUCGUGAGAACUAGUAGUAGAGCUGGUAGAUUUUUCAGAGCUCUCAAAUCACCAGGUAGAAAGGGUGAUCUCUCUCCAACCUCUUCAAAUCUUUCCUCCACCACUAUUGGUCAACCUUCAACUCCAUCAACAUCUGCUCCUGAGCUAAGAGGCGUUACCAGAACCAAUUCCACUGUUUCAGAUCAAUCCACAACAAGUGUUGUCUCCAAUUUGUCGGUCAUUUCAUCAACCUCUAAUGUUGCCUCUUCCUCAACUUCCUCUCUCAGCAGUAGUAGUGAUGGAAAGAAAAAGUCAAUCCUCGGUAAAAUCAUGAUGGGAUUUGCCACCAACAAGAAAAAGUAA